AUGUGCUGGCAUUUCAUUUGAGGAAAAGGCCUGAAGUUAAAGGGAUCAGUUAAAGAGGAAAUAAAACAUAGGCCGUUCCAUCCAGGAAGUUGUGGCUUUCGGCCAGGAAAGGACCAGUUGAUGUGAAAUUCUACAAUGCAACUGACAGCUGACCCCUUAGAAAGAUCGCUGGAGAUGAGAGAGGCAUCACUGCGAGAUUAGGUGAUGUUGGAGUUGCACGUAGCUGGCCGUCAGUUUUCCUGGUAGUCGGAAGGAAACCACGGUCAUAUAUGCCCACAUCACGCUACCUUGGAUCUAUCACAGCUGGUGUGGGAUCAGUUUACAAGGUUUAAUAGUGUUGUUUCUGUAAUAGCCCUUUGCACUUUUGCUUUGGUGUGCCGGCAGAAGUAAUCAAUCAACAUGAAUCUCUUUGAGAUUCGGUCUCCGUACCUACAGAUUCGCUUCAUGUAGAUGGCUCGACUGGUGUAUGGCACUGUUUGGACGUCGGUACUAUCGCACUGCGAAUCUACUCAUCUGGAGCUUUGGGACCGUUGAAAUAUUCUCAAAGAGUUAAAAGUGCUGGCAUUGGAAAUAACUAUGUGACUAGCUGAUCUGAUGAGUGAAGCAGGUUUACACAUUGACACCGCCAGAAAAUGAGGAAAGUUCAUUUUUGUCUUCAGCAAAUCUGUCGGAUUUAACCUUUGGCAAACUGUUUGAAUGAAAUUUGUCAUUUUUCUCUGGUUUUCGGUCCUGCAUGAAAAAGCUCCACUGGUAACUAUGGAAUUGACAGAAAGUCUGUGGACGAUAAGCUCUGUGAAUGCAUCCACUGAGAAAGUCACUGAGAACGGAGCCUCACAUACACCAUUUGCUGUUUUUGUCACCAUUUUGGCAACGCUGGCAAUUGCAACAAACUUCUUGCUAAAUCCGCUGAUGCUCUUCACGCUGCGACGUGUCACUAGCAUCCAGCCCACCACCAAAAUAUUCAUGACCUCUCUCACACUUUCUGACUUUUGCAAUGGAGUGUUCUGGGUCUUCAAAUUGACGGAAUUGUAUGCCGGCAAGUGGGUGCUAGGCGACUUCCUCUGCGCGGUCUCUGGCGUGACGGUCAAUGCAUUCCACACCCUGGGCAUCUUUUCCCUGCUGCUUCUGACCGUAGACCGCUACAUCGCCAUUUCCUGGUCGCUGCGUUACACACAACUGAUGACCGUACGCAAGGCGAGGGUCACCGUCUCUGCGACCUGGGCCACAGCGUUCAUACUCUGCCUUUUGUUGUUUGGACUUUACGAUCACAAAGUUGUGUCGAGUGAGAGCCCCCACUUUUGCAUCCGUAAAACGUAUAAGGACUGGCGAGUCUACAUUGCCAUUCUCUUGAUUUCUAUCUCCCUCGUAACUAUAUUUAUCAUCUACGCCCAUGUCCUGGUCAUUGCCCGACGCCACAGCAAGCAAAUUGCAGCCGAGGUGAGCAGCAAUCAGCAUGGCCGACGCAUGCUGCAUAUGGUCAACGUCAGAUCAAUCACCACCAUUGCCAUCAUAACCGGCACCCUGAUAAUCACUUGGGUGCCCUGUACAAUAAUGCUGUCGAUACUGGCCUCGCAAGAAACCAUGGAGUACAAUGACAGUUUUUACGCAGUCGUCUUGUCAAAUGUGCUGCUCAUGUCGAACAGUUGGCUUAAUGUCAUCAUUUACUAUCUAAGGAACAGGGAUCUGCAACAGACACUUUGCAGCUUGCUGUCAAAUUUGUGCUACUCUUCAAAAAGCUGACAUCCUGGCUGUACUAUUUUGCAGAAAGUAUCAAUGUAAUUUGGAAUAUUUAAAUGAAACUUUCGAGUUUCCUCUCUUUGCCGGGGAAAGAAGUGUAAUAUAAAUAUCUUCAAAAAUACUAACCUUCUUGAGGCAUUUCUUUUGGGUAGAUAAAGGGUACGCAAUCUUAACUCACUUAAUUACAAAAAAUUGUAAAUUGUUUUAAAAAAUUCCUUGCCAUUUGAAAAAGAAAGAUGGUUCCCCAAAUUGAAGUCUAGCCUUGGGGUGUUUCUGAAAUGCAUGGAUUCAGCUUAAGACUUCAGUUUCGCUGGUUCCAGUCAGAGCUUGAACAUGUGGUUUCAAAUGCUCCUUCAAAAUGGUUGGAACCAGCGAAACUGAAGUAUAAGCCGAAUCCAAAUGUUUCAAAAAUGCCCUUGGAGUCUGCUUGAUGGG
Messenger RNA from Acanthaster planci (crown-of-thorns starfish), 2172 nucleotides. RefSeq names its product melanocortin receptor 4-like. The record is from RefSeq and is a predicted model, not a curated record. Gene Ontology annotation, molecular function: G protein-coupled receptor activity. Gene Ontology annotation, biological process: G protein-coupled receptor signaling pathway. Lineage: Eukaryota; Metazoa; Echinodermata; Asteroidea; Valvatida; Acanthasteridae. Gene Ontology annotation, cellular component: membrane.